AUGGGGAUCCAUGAGAAUUGCAAGAGCGUGGAUCGGAGUUGGAAUGAUCCACCAUGGGAGUCCAUGAUAACAACUCUCUUAAUGAUGCCAUUGCAAGAGAGAGUUCAGAGAAACAACACAGUUAGGACAGCAACAGAGAAGAUGUCGGAUUGGGGACCGGUGUUUGUGGCAGUGGUGCUAUUUAUACUUUUAACACCAGGUUUGCUGAUUCAGGUGCCGGGCCGUCAUCGAUUUAUUGAGUUUGGCAACUUCCAGACCAGUGGAGUUUCCAUACUGGUUCACUCCAUCCUCUACUUUGCUCUCAUUUGCAUCUUCUUGCUGGCUGUUGGUGUCCACAUGUACAUGGGUUCAUAG
Messenger RNA from Dovyalis caffra, 354 nucleotides. NCBI's taxonomy places the organism in Eukaryota, Viridiplantae, Streptophyta, Magnoliopsida, Malpighiales, Salicaceae. The record is from the annotation of a GenBank genome assembly.